UUGAUAGUUUCAAUAUAUUCAGAGCCCGCCUUCUCGGUACGUCGUGUAUAGCGCGCUCAUUCCGGCUUACAACGAUACGCUAUAGGAUACGUGAUAGCGAGGUCUCAGCCCGCGAAGAACAGACUAAUAUCAACAUAAGUUUAAUAACGAGUAUUCUGGCUAUUGCAAAAGAGUAACCAGUGAUUGGAAAUUAUGCAAAAUUGUACAGAUAGUCGAUUGUAUCUUUGUUUACAGUGUGGAUCUAAUUGAAAAAGCCUGAAUAUAAAAUGUGAAAGCUCAGAAAUGAUAAUUCAGAAAGGCUUUGGAUAAACCACUUGUCGGAUUAUACUUUCUUCAUUACUAAUUUUGGAAUCUGAUUUAAAGCUAUGAACAGAAAUGUGACGUAUAAUUUGCAAUUGGUUUUAAACAGUUAAUGUAUCAACAAUAUGUAUCAAUGUUGGACGUUGUUUCUAUUUGUCACAAUGCACGUGCCGAAUUGUUUUGCAGCCGUUGCGACGAUUCCCAAAGCUUCGUCUGACAUGCAGCUUAAUAAGCACGUGCAACUAGCGACAAAAGAAGAAUCUGCAAAAACAUUUUCAACUAACUGGCCAGAUGAGGUACAGCUAGGCUGUAAGGAGCUGAGAGCAAAACGAUUUAUCUCAGACGGCUUUUGUACGUCUUUGAAACCAUUGAAGGAAGUUGUUUGUGCUGGGCAGUGCAUGCCUAUCAAAGAACAAAAUAUGCCAUGGUGGGCAGAAUUUACCAAAUAUUGGGCAAAACCAAAGUUUAUGGAGUGGAGGUGUGUUGAGGCUGUAACUAAAUUAAAGAAAGUGCAAUUAAUGUGUGAAAAUGGCGAAACUAGAACAUAUAAAAUUAGAGUAGUAAAAUCUUGUAGAUGUAAAAGUUACGAAAAAGGAACAAACGUAACUGACCUUAAAGACGAAUCCUCCCAAAGAGGAAAACGAGAUAAGCAUGAAACCAAACGUAAACGCAAAGCACGGAAAGAACAAAAACGUGCAGAAAGACGGAGGAAACGAUUGGAACGUAAACGAGCAAAGCAGCAAGAGCGGCAAAGACUUGGUUCGUCAUCGCGCCAGUCGCGGAGGCACAAACAUUCAGGUGACAAGGAUACUCGGCGGGAAAAGCGCCGGCAUAGCGGUGGUGUUGACACUGUUUCAGACUCUAAGGAAGGAAAUUCACAACUUUUAAAAAAUAAUGAAUCGCCAACAGUGUAAAAGUAUAAUAUGAUGGUAGGAAUAAAUUGCGAGAAGUUUUCAAUACAAAUUUAACAAAACAGGUGUGUUACAAAGACAUAUGUGUCCCAAAGAAAAAGAUGCCUGCUAAGUAUUCGAAAAAGGAUUAUACGGAUUAUAUGGUGUAGUGGCCAAGACGUAAUUUAUUGAGUGCUUAAGUGUAAGCAUAAACUUCUAUUUAAUUAAUAGUACCUGAUUGUGCACUGUCUCCCUAGUGUCACAAGUGUGCCAGUGGUAUCCAUGGAAUGUUUGAGGACCAUAUCGUACAAUAAAAAGAAAAAUUGGAGAAAUGUGAAGGAUUAAAACUGGGAUAUUUUUUACUUAACUUUCAAUGGGGAAUGCGAAAGUUGUACACACAAUUGAAAUGCAUUAAUAGACCAUUGUUGAUCCUUUUAAGAUGAUAUUCCUUUAACUGGAAUUCAUUUGAAUUUUCAAUAUUGACAAGAGCUGAAAGAGACUGUUUUAAUUAUAUAUUCAAUUUUGUUAAAAUACAACAUUUACCCCAUUUGUACUUAAAUAUUCAUCAUCACAUGUUAGUCUUUGUGUAAGUAAAUUUAUUUUAAGUAUUUCGAUUAAUAAAAUCUACUUCAGUUUCUGUUAAACAUUGCAUCAGUGUUCAGUACAGUAUAUAGACCAUGCCAAUUUGUAAUCAUGUACCAUAUUGUCAACUUUAACUUUUAUUCAUUCGUAGAUCUGGAUUCUUUUUCAUGUGAUUAAGCUAUCCAGCUAGCUAACGGAGUGUCGGUUGUUCUACUCUGGUGCAUGGGAGGGCACCCGAGGUCUUCCUCUACCAGUAAAGCUGGAAUGUCGCCAUAUGACUUUUACUGUGUUGUUGCGACGUAACACCCAACCAAAUAAACCUGGAUUCCAUUUUAUUGCUGCAUUUAAAACUUUUUUGUUUUCAUUUCAUUGUUCUGAAUACUUUUGCUUGGCUCUUGGUGCUAAAGUGCCACAAGUUUGAUGUCUUCGAAUUCCGAAAAGUCUUAAGAUCUAUCAUAGAAAAUAUUUGUACGAAUAAUUGUUAUCCAUUUUUGAAUUGAUAUUUAAAAGUAUAUCAGGAAAUGUGGAAUAGUAACAUUUAUAAAGUUACAAUGUUAUCAUGUGAUAUAUGCAUGCAUAUAAAUGAAAGAAAUAGUUUAAAAAUAUAAUGAACGGGCAAACUUUCGUGAUAAUGUAUAAGCAAUAAGAAAAUGGUUACUCAAUUGAAACGGUUUGAUAAAAUCAUACGAACAGUGUGAAAAAAAUACUUAAAAGUGAACGACAGUUCUUUAGCCGUCAUGAUUGUAGGAUAAUUAUUCUAACAUUAUUAAUCUAUAUAAGUUUACUUUUGAAGUAUACCGUGUACAAAAUCAUGACUGUAUUCAUGAAAUAAGAAAAUAAGAAUAUGUUACAUAUAUUAGGAAAUCAUCUUCAUUAUGAAAUUAUUUUCAAGACAAACAUUUUCAACACACUCACUAAAUACCAUUCAUACAUUCGCUACUGUAAUAUAGUUCUGUAAAUUAUAACUGUUAUAAGUGAUAAGUGGAACUACUUUUUCUAUAUACGAGUAUUUCCGCACUGCUCGUGAAAUACGCAAGUUAUUUUAUUUGUUUAAUAUGCGUUUUACAUCAGUUGAAUAGAUAAAUAAUGCCUUACUUUCAUUUUGUACAUUAUUUUAUAUUGCCACAAGUUACAGAAACUUUGAGUUUUUUCCUUGUAAUGAAACAGCGAGAAAUACAUAAAGUCAUUAACAAUUUUGCUACAACUUAAAGUUUGGUGCACUUGUCUUUGAUACAACGUCUUUUGUUUGGAAAUGGAGAAUAUAGAAAAAUAGGCAAUUAAUAUGAAAUUUGAUCAAUUUACGAUGUUCAUGUGGAAUUUCAUGAUAAAACAACAUGUACAACUUCAUUUUGUUUUAUAUAAACCAUGUUUAGUACAGUCAAAUAGUUACAAACAUGUAUAUAAAUAUAUACCUUCCUUUCCAUGAGACUAAAUAUACAUGUACGAUAUUGUAUGCUACUAUUCAUUUAAUACAUUCCAUAUUGUUCGAUGCAUCAGUUAGGCAUUUGUUUUAUUUCCUCCAAUCAUUUUUGUUAUGUUUGUUUUUGUUUGCUCAUGUGAUACUAUCAGGGCCAUAUAUUAUUUGUAAAAUUGUAUUUAAUUUGUAAAUAUUCAUUUAUGAAAAAUUAAAACUGAUAAUAUGUAUA
Ruditapes philippinarum (Manila clam) is the source of this 3418-nucleotide messenger RNA. RefSeq names its product sclerostin domain-containing protein 1-like. Gene Ontology annotation, molecular function: BMP binding. The transcript has 2 exons. The coding region runs from base 426 to 1214 and encodes 262 amino acids. Gene Ontology annotation, biological process: negative regulation of BMP signaling pathway; negative regulation of Wnt signaling pathway. The record is from RefSeq and is a predicted model, not a curated record. Lineage: Eukaryota; Metazoa; Mollusca; Bivalvia; Venerida; Veneridae.